Molecule: messenger RNA, 2846 nt
Organism: Bemisia tabaci
Lineage: Eukaryota; Metazoa; Arthropoda; Insecta; Hemiptera; Aleyrodidae
Gene: osy
Product: ABC transporter oskyddad
Cellular component (GO): membrane
Molecular function (GO): ATP binding; ABC-type transporter activity; ATP hydrolysis activity
Source: RefSeq, a predicted model, not a curated record
ACACAUGAACACAGUCUUCCUCGCGCUUUCCAAGCAUCAGCAUCAGCAUCCCGUUGCCAUAGUAACCGCGUCGCGCACUAUCACUCGCGAAUCACCCGCACGAUUCACCCUAUCAUGAGUUUCCCGCCCCCGCUACAUCGAGUCUGAUUAGCCACUCCCGCGUAGUUGAUUGGUGUAGGAAUUUCCGGUACCGCGAUCCUCAUCGGAUUUCAGUGUUUUUAAGUGUGGAUCUCAUGUGUUAGUGCUAGUUGUGUGGAUUUUCAGCGCCCAAGGAAUUCCUUUUUUCAGCCGGGAUGGGGACAGGCGGUGCGCAGGUGAUAGACCUGGCGGAGCGGCGGUCUCACUUCGUGACGCAGCAGAGCACCGUUUGGUCCCGACGACAGCAGGCAGUAUGCGUGAGACGGGCCUACAAACGCUACGGAACCACCAAGAAUCCAAACGUCAUCCUCGACGGCCUCAACAUGACCGUCCCCAAAGGCUGCAUAUACGGAUUGUUGGGAGCUAGUGGUUGUGGUAAAACGACUCUUUUAAGUUGUAUAGUUGGUCGUCGGCGCCUAAACUCGGGUGAAAUAUGGGUUCUUGGUGGAAAACCGGGUUCCCGAGGGAGUGGUGUCCCUGGACCUCGGAUUGGAUAUAUGCCUCAGGAAAUUGCAUUAUACGGCGAAUUCACAAUACGGGAAACGAUGCAAUAUUUCGGAUGGGUAGCCGGCAUGGAAACAAAAGCCAUCAACGAAAGGGUAGAGUUCCUCGUUAAAUUCCUCCAACUGCCCCCAGCUAGUCGACCAGUCAAAAACCUCAGUGGAGGUCAGCAACGGAGGGUGUCGUUUGCCGCAGCACUUCUCCACGAGCCAGAAUUGCUGAUUCUGGACGAGCCAACUGUUGGAGUAGAUCCUCUUCUUAGACAAAACAUUUGGGACCAUCUAGUCCAAAUCACAAAAGACAGCGGAACGACUGUGAUAAUUACUACACAUUAUAUCGAUGAAACUAGGCAAGCGCAUACGAUUGGACUCCUCCGAGGAGGAAGGAUGUUAGCCGAAGAAUCGCCGUCCGCUUUGUUAGAAAAAUAUCAAGCAGAAUCCUUAGAAGAAGUCUUCCUAAAACUGAGUAUUUUACAAAAUAAGGGAAAGAGGAGAAGAAGCAGUAUUUUACAUGACGUCACGCAAGCCAUUGUUCUACCACCCAGCAUUGCCGCACAGGCAGAUCCAGUCGGAGAGACGAAUUUAGCGUUCGAUAACUCGAAUGAAAUGAGCGGUGAGUUUGGAGACAACGUCAACCCAACUUUACCACCCCCUAAACUUGGUCGCCGAGUCUCAAUAGCCCCUAAUCCGGCAGAGCAAUCGCCAGCGCCCGACGACCUACCCCCGGAUGAGGAGCCAGAAAUAACGCUUUGCGAAAGGCUCAAGUUGUGUAAAAGCAAUCACAUGAAAGCUCUAGUAUGGAAGAAUUUCCUCUGGAUGUGGCGUAACGUUAGUGUAAUGUUGUUCAUCAUCGGAUUACCCGUGGGUCAGAUCAUUUUGUUCUGCCUGGCGAUUGGAAAGGACCCGACCGGACUCCAUCUUGCCGUCUUCAAUCAGGAGAAAAUGGACUCGUGUGGACCUAUCGCCACCGGCUGUAACUUUGAACUUCUUAGUUGUCGCUUCUUAAAUCAUCUACUAUCGAAGCAGCAGGUUCUGGAUUACUUCCCUUCAGAGGCUGAAGCCAUAGGGGCGGUCCAAAAGGGUCAUGCUUGGGCCGCCCUGGAGUUCGCGCACAACUACACGGACGUCCUCAAGGAGCGAAUGGACGCUGGUCGCUACGCGGACGAGUGGACAGUCGAAGAAAGUAACAUCAACAUCUGGAUGGAUCAGUCUAAUCAGCAAAUCUCGUUGUUGCUCAAGCGAGACCUAGUCAACGCCUUCCAAGAAUUCGCCACGGAAUUGGCCGUUUCGUGCAAUAUUACCACGCAAGUCGUCUCCACGCCGAUCCGAUUCCUGAACCCAAUUUAUGGCCCCGUCAUCCCUAACUUCACCGACUUCGCUGCGCCGGGAGUCAUUUUAACAAUCAUAUUCUUUUUGGCAGUGGCUUUGACCUCCGGUGCUAUGUUAAUCGAAAGAAACGAGGGGAUUAUGGAAAGAGGUCUCGUUUCUGGUAUCACAGGGAUCGAGAUUUUGAUGGGUCAUGUGAUCUGUCAGUUCGCGAUCAUGUUGUUCCAGUCAAUCAUGGUCAUAGUGUUCGCUCUCAUCGUUUUCGAGGUGACCAACCACGGCUCCGUCGCCUGGGUCGCCCUCCUCACCAUCUUGACCGGUCUUUGCGGAAUGUGUUUCGGAUUUUUCGUUUCUUGCAUAACGGACAGUGAGCGAAACGCAACGUAUCUAGCCAUGGGCAGUUUCCUGCCGAUCGUCAUGCUGUGUGGUAUCAUCUGGCCGGUGGAGGGAAUGCACACGAUCGUAAAAGCGAUCAGUUUCGUACUACCCCUCACUCUCUCGACGGAGUCGUUGCGGUGCAUCCUCGCUCGAGGCUGGGAAAUCACGAAACCGACCGUUUACUUCGGCUUCUUCUCUACGCUUGUGUGGAUAGUCAUCUUCCUAACCUCCAGCAUCCUUCUAAUCAAGUUUAAGAAGGGUUAAAUCACCUUCGACCGGAGUCGCAAUCAAGGCAAAAGUACCUACUCUCAAGUGGAUAGUCAUCUUCCCAACUUCAGUAGCCUUCUAAUCAAGUUUAAGAAGGGUUAAAUCACCUUCGACCGGAGUCGCAAUCAAGGCAAAAGUACCUACUCUCAAGUGGAUAGUCAUCUUCCCAACUUCAGUAGCCUUCUAAUCAAGUUUAAGAAGGGUUAAAUCACCUUCGACCGGAGUCGCAAUCAAGAC